Molecule: messenger RNA, 2467 nt
Organism: Carcharodon carcharias (great white shark)
Lineage: Eukaryota; Metazoa; Chordata; Chondrichthyes; Lamniformes; Lamnidae
Gene: gpr34l
Product: G protein-coupled receptor 34 like
Exons: 2
Coding region: 207-1250 (347 amino acids)
Biological process (GO): G protein-coupled receptor signaling pathway
Cellular component (GO): membrane
Molecular function (GO): G protein-coupled purinergic nucleotide receptor activity
Source: RefSeq, a predicted model, not a curated record
GAUUACGUCAGGAAGCAGAAACCCAUGCAUUGAGUUGGGGAGCAAAGCCUACGUAUUCCUGUCAAUGGAAUUUCCACUGACAGAGGAAUAAAAACAAUCUGCAUGAGCUAGCCACAUUUUCAUUGAAGCACAAGCACGAAACAGUACAGAGGAGGUAAGAGGCUCCAAAACAAUAUAACUCAUGUCUUCAAUUACAGGUUGUAACCAUGGCUAAUUUGCUGUCUUCGCCAUCUCCUGAUAUCAAUGUUUCCCAGCCAGCAAUGGACUACACUGCAACAUCCAGAGACAUUAACUGUACCAUUGAAAAUGGUUUCCUCCAAAUUGGUCUGCCUAUUUUCUAUAUCAUUAUAUGUGUGAUUGGGCUCUUAGGUAACUUAUUGGCCUUAUGGGUGUUUUUCUUCAACCAGCGGAAGCCAACAUCUAUUUCUAUUUACAUGAAGCACCUGGCUAUGGCCGACCUCCUGUUAUUACUUUGCCUUCCAUUCAGGAUCGCCUACCAUAUCGGACAGUACAAGUGGAUGGUUAAGUGCUACUUUUGUAAGAUCAUUGGGACAUUUUUCUACGUCAACAUGUAUUCCAGCAUUUUAUUCCUAGGGUUGAUCAGCCUGGACCGCUAUUUAAAGAUCACAAAGCCUCUCCGCAAGUUCAGGAUCCACAGUGUGAAAUGGAGUUCAGGCAUAUCCAAGGCUGUGUGGCUGGUCACUGUACUAUUCAUGCUACCCUUUUUUGUGUUGAGCAGCUUAAAGUCAAAUGAGACAAAAUGCUUCCAUUACAAGAAUCAGAGUGUGUUAGUGGGUGCAAUGAACCUGGCAGCUGUCAUGUUUAUUUUUAUCCUCUCCUUGCUAUUUCUAGUGUCCUAUGCCAAGAUUGCAGUCAAACUCUACAACAUAUCCAAAGGGAAAAAAAAGCAGGAGAUCAGGAAAGUGAGCACCAGAGCCAUCAUAAAGACUUUUAUUGUUCUUGCCAUCUACAUUGUGUGCUUCAUGCCUUAUCACAUUGUUCGAGUCCCUUAUGUCCUCUCUCAGAUACAGAUAAUCUCCAGUUGCCAAUCAAAGCAGUCUCUACACAUAGCCAAUGAACUGGUUCUGUGUCUAUCUGCCCUAAACAGCUGUCUGGAUCCGGUCAUCUAUUUCUUCCUAUCCAACUCUUUUCGCAGGACUAUCAUUUACACCAUUAAAGGAAGAUUCAACAAAACCUUCCCCAAAACUAGUGGGGCCAGGAACAGUUUCAAAUCCAUCACAGACAUCUGAAGUUCGGAGCUGCAAAUAUUGAGGUAAUGGAAUAGAAGCAGGAUGCAUGUCCAUCAGGGGAGCACAAUUGCAGUGGCCAUCUUGGCCGAAGGCGAUGCAUGGAGUUGCGGAAUUUUAGGCAAGGUUUUGCAUCAGUAUGUUCCUAUGAAUAACAGCAGCCAUCCUAGGUACAGCAGAGAUCGCCAUUCAUAUAUAUAGGAGGGCAUGUCAAAUACUCAUGAUAUGCCCUGUUUCAAAUAUAUGUUUCUGGUUGUGACAAGGAAAGCUCAGCAAUAAGAGAGUGAAGCUACAGUUUUGUUGAGUUUGAUGCAUCUUACUGCAGUGUUGGAACUUGUAGAAGCUGCAGUAACAUAGAAUCACAGCAAGAACUUCUGAUACCAUCAUGGAGUUAUUUCCAGCUGGUCCCAGUGUGUAUGCUUUCCAACAUGACUUACUGACAAUUCGCAAAGAAGAUGCAAAAUCUAAUUAAACAUAACACUCCCAAUAUCACAGCACUGGAAAUACUCCACCAGAUCAUUGCAGGUAAAAGCAUUUUAAAAUGCAGCAAGAUACAUUUUCUUCCAGCACAAGCUCAAAACCACAGUAAUAGUACCUGUGCGAGCCUGGUAAUUUCUCUUUCGCCAACUUGUGUGGACACCAGGAAGUGUUGGUCCUCUAGGAUAGGCAAGUCAGUUUUCCAAAGUUUUCACUCCUUGUGGUGCACAAGAGUUUUUUUAGAAGAGCUAAAAGCAUAGUGGACACUUUGCGAAGAAACAAAUUUGUAUUUUUUAUAAAGAAUCAAUCUCCCUGUAUAGGACGUUCAAAAAUAAAACACCACCUUUGGUCUUGUCAGUCACAUCUGACUCUGAGGAUGACCAAACUCUUCUAUUUAUAGCAAGUUCAUUUUUCAGUGAGUAAAGCCAGCAUAAUUUGUAUAAAAACAUAAAGUAUUGUGCUGAAUAAAGGACGAAUUGGUUCCAAUAUCUUGUUGUGGCUUUAAAGACUCACUGAAUGUUAGAUGUGAAAGUUAUUUUAAAUGUUUUAUAAAUAAUUGUCCCUUAAAUGGGCCCAGUCAACUGUGAAAAAUUUGGAUUAUUAGACUGUAACUAGAUGUAAAAUGAAAAUAGAAACUUUAAAUCACAAAGCACGAAUUAUGUGAACUAUGUUUUACCAGCACUUUAGCAUCUAGUGAAAAAGGUCUUUUUUGUACAGAUUAAAUAUAUUAUUUUUAUUACUAA